This is a messenger RNA of Pelobates cultripes (western spadefoot toad), 513 nucleotides long. NCBI's taxonomy places the organism in Eukaryota, Metazoa, Chordata, Amphibia, Anura, Pelobatidae. The record is from the annotation of a GenBank genome assembly.
AUGGCCGCUGCAACACUGAAUGCCCCGAAGCCUGCACACCUGCACCUGAAUACUCGAGUGGACCUGCUGCUACUGAAAUUUGACAGCAUCUGUGCCCAAUUCUCAGGGGAAAUCAAUGCUCGAGCAGGGAUUGCCUCGCAUGGAGGUCGGUGCAACCGCCUCCAGGUGGGGUCUCCAUGGCCUACCCAGGAAGCAACUCCAGCAGUAAGGCAGAAGAAAAGAAGGCUGAGGCUGACAGUGCCUCGGGGUAAACCUACUUUCUGGCACCGCCGGAGUGAGCCCACGCGGCAGUCAUGUCAUGGUUAUCCACGUGGGAUUGCAACACGCCGCCAGAGAGAGUCGGCUCGGACAAGCCUGCAGAAGAAGGAGAGAAGAUCCAGAGGCUUUGGGUCUGCGGCUGGCAGGGUAGAACACCCUGAAGGGGCACCACAUGAUAGCAGCUGUCCCCCUCUGCAGCCCAGCAGAAUGCCGUACACUGGUGUCGCUGAAGCUCCACCUACAGGCAUCGGCUAA